GAGGUUGUUACGUACAGAGCGUUACGUCAAUGAAGCGACGGGUGGUUUUCAGUGAGUCGGAUUCAGAUGAUGAAAUUAAGACCAAGGAAAAGCCGACAGUAAAACAAAGUACGAAAAGAUAUUCCGAGAAGAAAAGGAAAUGCACAGACGUCGAUGAUAAUCAAAUAUCCUGCCGUGAUAACUCCCAGCAGUCAAUAAUCGACGCUUUACGACGACAGCAAGAGUUAUGCAAAAUCAACCGUGGCAAGAAAGCAAAUACUAUUGAAGCGUACUUCUCACAGUCUGUGAAAUCCAAGAAGAAUGUAGUUUCCGUUGAUGAUUUCUUCGGACCAUCUGGAACAAAAUCGAAUGCUAAGCCUUCUGCUGUCGUCAGCACACCACCUCAUUCACCGAUGGAGAUCAUCCCGGAUACACCAAUAUUAUCUCCGAAAACACCUCUGGGGACCAGAGAAAGUUAUAAAAGCUCACCCCAAAUCAAUGUUAUCUCGGAGGGUGUGAAGACAACUAGUAAUCAAACGUCAUCCAUGGUUAAUGAAUCUCUUAAUGAUAGCACUGAUACUGCUGUAAAAGAUCGAAAGCAUUUUUGGGCCUACAAAGCUCGCGAUGGUCCUCGCAGUCUUGGAUCAAGAGAAAUUCCUAAGGGAACUCCGGAUUGUUUAAAGGGACUAAACUUUCUCAUCACUGGAAUACUAGAGUGUAUUGAACGAGAGGACGCUGCAAAUCUUAUUCAGAAUUGUGGUGGAAAAGUUUUAAAAACAUUGGGUAAAAAGACUGAUUAUCUCGUUGUCGGGCGUGAACCUGGUGCAGCCAAAAUCGAGAAGGCUAACAAUUUGAAAAUUAAGCAGAUUACCGAAGAACAUCUCUUUGAAAUGAUAGAAAAGUCCAGUAAUGUUCCUCUUGUAAAUCAUAAAUCGAAUGUAUCCAGCUCAGAAUCUUCCAAGAAAUUGGAGCCUGUAGAUGCAAACGAUAGUAAACAAAAUUUAAAAAGUCCUAAAAAAUCCCCUAAGAAGAAUCAAUCUACCAAAUCACCGGAUAAUGCUCCUAAAUCUCCGAAUAAAUGUGCAGGAAAAUCUGUUAUGUCCUCAUGUAGUGAACUUCCUCUUACUGCACGUCCUGUUUUAACUAAUAAUUCAACAUUCAAUAAUAAAACUGAUCGAAGUCAUAGCAGUGGUUUAUCCAAAACUCCUACUGUCAUCGAUAAGCAAGAUUCCCUAUCCAAGGAGAUGAGUUCGAAGUUGUCUGAAUUAUGGGUUGAUAAGUAUAAACCAACGUCUAUUCGCUCACUGAUUGGUCAAAACGGUGCACAAAGUCCAGCCAAUCGACUUUUAAAUUGGCUAUCUUCCUGGCACUCGAGUUUUUCAGCAGGUUUAAAAGCGAAGGCUUACUCAAGUGCCCCUCCAUGGGGCCCGUCAUCUAGUGAUGAUGGGAAGUGGGCUCGCGCAGCACUUCUUUCGGGACCUCCAGGGAUUGGCAAAACAUCAACCGCUAUUUUAGUAUGCAAAGAACUCGGCUAUACUUAUUGCGAAUUUAAUGCAUCCGAUUGUCGAUCCAAGCGGUGUUUAAGUGAAGAAAUAGGACAGUCUUUGGGUUUACGAAAUUUGUCACAUAUGGCGUUUGGUCAAGCAUCAACAUUAAAUUCUGGUCGUCACGUUUUAAUUAUGGACGAAGUAGAUGGUAUGGCUGGUAAUGAAGAUCGCGGAGGAAUGCAAGAACUUAUUAACAUGAUUAAAAUUACUCAAUUACCUAUUAUUUGUAUGUGCAAUGAUCGUCAGGCUAUAAAAAUACGCUCUCUGGCUAAUUAUUGUCUCGAUUUAAGAUUUCAUCGUCCACGAGUUGAACAAAUAAAGUCAGCAGUAUUGUCUAUUGCUUGCAAAGAAAAUGUGAAUUUACCUCCGGAUGUAUUAACAAAUAUUAUCGAUUCUAGUAAUCAUGAUAUUAGACAGGUAAUUAAUAAUGUUCAAAUGUGGUGUAGCUCUGGUUUAAUUGAUUCCGAAGGAUUAAAAGCGGAUGCAUUAGGUGCACGUAAAGAUCUACACCUAAAUGCAUUUGAUGUGAUUCGUAAAGUUUUUGCACCGGAUAUUUCUGGUUCUCAAGGCAGUGUUGCUACAUUCAAUGAAAGUUUAGAUUUAUUUUUUCAAGACUACAAUUUAAUUCCUUUGUUUGUUGAGGAAAAUUAUCUUAAUGUUAGAGUUCAUAAUACCCAUGACGAUAAAAAAAUUUUGCAAUUAAUGUCUCAAGCAGCGUCUGACAUCGCCACGGCAGAUAUCAUUUCAUCUACUAUCAGAUCAUCACGUACGGGAUCAUGGUCUUUAUUACCUGUUCAAGGUGUGUUCAGUACAGUUUCACCUGGUCGUACUCUUCGUGGCUCUUUACCUGGUGGCCCAGGUGGUGUUUCAUUUCCUUCUUGGUUUGGUAAGAACAGUACACAAAGCCGUAUCAAUCGGACUACUUCGGAAUUAGCUGCACAUUUACGAUUAGCAACUCAUUGUGGUUCAUCAAAUCCGCUUACAUUAUUGCUAGAUUAUGCUACACCAAUCUCUGAACUUAUCACUCGUCCACUUAAAGAAGGUGAUAUUGACAGUGCUAUUCAAUUUCUAAUUAAUUAUCAAAUAACAAGAGAAGAUGUUGAUUCUAUAAUGGAAUUAACUACUUGGCCGAAUCGACCGAAUCGAAUGCUUAGUGUUGAUUCGAAAGUCAAAGCUGCAUUAACACGUACGUAUAAUAAAUCAUCGCAUUUACUACCGUAUGUCAUCUCAUCAAGUGGUUCCUUUAAACGUAAACGUGGUGGUGGUGCUCCAGUUUCAUUUGAAGGGGAAAUUGAAAAUGAUUCUGGUCUAUUCGACGAUGAUGAUGAAGAAGAAGAACAGGAAGACGAGAAAGUCGACCUGAAGAAUGAUGCCAUGAUUUUAAUUAAAAAAGAAGAUCCAAAAAAGCGCAUAAACACUGAGAAAUCCAAAUUACGACGAGGAGAGCAAUGUUCAUCUUCUGAUAGCAACAAUACAAAAGAACGUGGUCGAGGUCGUGGUCGCGGUAGAGGUAGAGGUAGAGGGAAAGAUUGAAACACAUAUACAUACAUUCAUUCGCUUGUUAUUAUUCUUACGGUUUCGAUAGCAUUUCAUCUCAUCACUAAACGCUGUACAAAAGAUAAACAAAUCUAUUUGUUUGUUUGUUUUUUUUAUUGAAAAUAAGAAAUAUGUAUUUUUAUCUUUACCCUGCCAUUGUUUAUAUAAUAGGUUCUAUUUUUUUUCGUAACUUAUUGGGUUAAACUGCAUUGCUCUAUUGUUAAACAUCAGAUUAUAGAUUCAAUAAAUGUAAUUGUAUUAUUUUUUUGCUCUUAUUUCUACUAAAUUUUGCUUGCUUGUACUUGUAUUUUGUUGCAUGAUACUACAAAUGUCAUAUCUGAUCUGGCAAAAUAGUAUCAGAUUCUUCAAAGUGUUUAUCGAUUCAACAAGCUUCAAAAAUUCCCUGCUUAUCUAUUUUCAUUCUGUGUACAGUUGACUAAAAGUCUGGUUUUAGACGUUUGAUUGCUAAUGCUUCAGCAACUUUCAGAAGGUUGGAGCUUGAUUGUUUAUUAAUCACCUUGACGGACUUCAGUGUAUCGACGCCGUGUCCUGUGUCAAGAAGAUGUCUUGCGAUGACACUGUUGAAUGCUUUCAAUUUAUUUGAUGUUAAACUUUUCGGAAUAUGUUCUUUGAAUCGGACAUAGGCUCUCCUUUCUGUCAUUUUGGUCCUUUUUGAAUAGUUCAUUAACACGCUGUUAAAUUUUGGUCUCUCAUCAUAACAUUUUGUCAUUGACUAACGCUAAUGUUUUCUAAACUAUAAUAUUUAUGUUAUUUAUGACAAUUCUUAUCAAUAAUUUCCGAAAGUGUUUUUAUUCUUUACCUUGACCUCCUUCUUACUCAGGACUGCCUCAUUAGAUUAAAAUCUAUUUCAGAUGUCAUAUUACACGUUAACAUGUAUUUUAGUUAUGACCAUAUUUGUAGUGUUAUGUAUGUGAAGGUGUUGUUAAAUUAGAUUAUCAUAAGUGGCAUACUUUAUUGUAUUUCAGAAAGUUUAAAAGAUUAUAUUAAAUAUUUAUUUAGUGUUAUUCCUUGGUAGUACACACUUCAAUUUAUAAAAGUUAAUAUAGAACAUGAUCAGUAACCUUUCUGUUCACUUUCUUGAUUCAUUUCUAUAUUUAUCAUGGUUAUAUUUUUAGAAAUAAUACUUUCUUUAUCGAUCUUUCCAAGGAUUAUUCUCUUACUACGAAACUCAAUUAUCAACUUGGAGUACCCAGAUUAUACUUUUCUGUUUUUAAAUAAAAGAGACGCUAAUAAUAAUCUAACUUCUCAGCUGUCCGUCUUCUUAAUUAUUUCUUGUUGCGUGAAUGUAAUAUCACGACUUUGGUUGAUGUACGUUAGUUUCAGCUCCUACGUUGUUUACGAUUUGGAACAACUUAAAAGCAAUCAUUUUGUCAUACUACGUAGUUGUUGACUUAAAGUACAAUUCUUCAUUUGAUUGAAAUCACGAAUGGAUUUGAGUUAGACAACCAUUGAAAAUCUAGAAGCAAUGUGAUGAUUUAAGGUGUUAUUCUUGUUGAUAUAUCUUUCCAACGAUAGAUUAUUAAUAUGAUUUAAGUUGCUAAAUGUCAAUUAUUGUUUGUUUGAUUUAGAUUAAUAGCUGUUUACUUGCAAUUGUUGUAACUGAGAUGAUGGAGAAGAUUUGUGGCUCAGAUGGAUGAUUUUGAUGGAGUUUCGUUUUCUGAGCUGGACGGUUUGGUCGUUGAACCUUUCAUCGUCCUUCUGGACGACAUCAUCAGCACAAAUUUCAGAUAGCAGUUAGAUUAGGGCUGCGUGAGGAAAUUAUCAAUAUAUAUGUCGACUGAAUAGUUGUAUCAGGGAUUGUCAAAAAAGGAUUAGCAAUAGCGAACCUAAUUUGAGUAAAACGAAUGAAUUCCCACAAUAAAAGGUAUAAAAUUAGUUUGAAAUUUAGGAUUUCAGGGUAGACAAAUAGUGAAUGCAUCUACACUUUCCUAUUUAUUAUACAAUGAGAAUACAGAAAGCAGGUGCAUCCAUCUGAUCACUCCCAAACAGGACAAAACGCGCGUCCUCGAUUCCACUGCUAGCCACCAUCCAUCUUUGCUUAUAAUAGAAAGAUUACGUUGCGAAUGUUACCAACUUUAAAAAAUGCAUUUCCUAAUUUGAAAUUUAUGUACAGUUAAAUAGGACUAAUAAUUUAGUUAAAACGUUGACUUUAGUACCACUGCAAACACUUGCUUAAAAGUACUAUUUCGUAGUUAAUAUUACCAUUCACUUGUUGAUAUGUAUUGUAAUUAUUAAAUUAUCGAAUAAAUCAUUCCAGCAUUCAUUCUCAUGAAGUAUUGAGAGCGGUAGUUUAUAAUUUUGCCUAUACAACACAAAACCCACACCAACUACUUCACCUGAUAUCGUAUAUGCAAACAUAUGAUUCUCUUGACAAAAUCUACUCGUUUCCAAACUACUUAUCAAAAUACCAUAAAAUUGUGAAUAUUUUCGACAACAUGAACCUAUUAUAUAAUCGGAAUAGUAGCUAUGUAGUUAAAACGUUCAACUUUUAGCCACUAAAACUCAUACUUGAUAAGUACCCUGCCAUGUCGCAUAACUGCCUCUCACACUUGUGGUGUGGCUCUAAACCAAGUACAAGAAAAUGUCACUUAGUAAAUCAGUCGACUUAAAUAUAAUUGGGCUUUACUCAAUCAAUUCUUUUAGUCAAUAAUCAUACUGUGUUGUUCUCGCCUUUCAUGUAGCUAACAAUAUUUCGUUGUUAUCA
This is a messenger RNA of Schistosoma curassoni, 5787 nucleotides long. The record is from the annotation of a GenBank genome assembly. NCBI's taxonomy places the organism in Eukaryota, Metazoa, Platyhelminthes, Trematoda, Strigeidida, Schistosomatidae.